Panicum hallii is the source of this 1461-nucleotide messenger RNA. Its product is annotated as F-box protein At3g07870-like. Gene Ontology annotation, molecular function: protein binding. The transcript has a single exon. The record is from RefSeq and is a predicted model, not a curated record. NCBI's taxonomy places the organism in Eukaryota, Viridiplantae, Streptophyta, Magnoliopsida, Poales, Poaceae. The coding region runs from base 99 to 1142 and encodes 347 amino acids.
ACCCUAGUCACAACAACAAGUCGAGCCGCCGGCGUUAAUUGGUCAGCCACGCGCACGCAUCUGAACCAAAAGCGGCGGGGACAACGGCGGCGACGAGAAUGGAAGACACGGCGCCGGUCCGCCGGCUUCCCGAGGACACCAUCGCCGACAUCCUGCUCCGCCUGCCGUCCAAGUACAUCCUCCGCUCCGGCGCCGUGUGCAGGGCCUGGCGCCGCGUCACCACCGCCCCGCACUUCCUCGCCGCGCGCGCGCGCCGCCAGCAGCCUGUUUCGAUCCUCGCGCACGCGUACCUGCCCGCGGCGCCAUGGGCGUGCAGCGACGGCGGCCUCAGCUCCGAGGACACCGCGCUGGAAGCGCUCCCGGUCGCCUCCCUCGAGGACGACCGGCGCCGCCUCGUCCGCUACCCCGCGACCAUCCCGGCGCACUGCGGCCGCCUGCUCGCCUCGUGCGCCGGCGCGCUGCUGUUCAAGAAGGCCACGGGGCUCUACCUCCUCUGCGACCCCGUCGCGAGGAAGUGGGCCGAGCUGCCGCGGCUGCCCGACGACUACUGCAGGGACGCCGACCCGGAGUACGGCUUCUACUUCCACCAGCCGUCCGGCGAGUUCCGGCUCCUCUGCUGCAGCCUCACGAGCCGCAUCUGGUACAUCGUCUCCACUGGCGCCGUCGGGCCCCGGCACCUGAAAGCGAACCCCGACCCCGACCUCAUCACCCGAUUCGUACGCCCCCUGCUCACGACGGCGGCGAUACCCGUGGCUCUUCACGGCAACUUGCACUGGCCGGCACUGUGGCUCUGCGCCGGCGGCGAGACGAGGAUCACGGCUUUCAACACGGUGUCGGAGACGUUCCAACAAAUGGCCGGGCCGACGUCGAGGACGCCCAGGAUGGUGAAGCUGUUCGAGAUGGAAGGGCUGCUCGCGGCGGCCGACUUUGGGGAGGAGAAGCACGUCGACCUCUGGUUCCUCGAGGACUACACUGGCGAGAUGUGGGCGCACCGCCACCGGGUCGCCUCGCCGUGGAAACAUGGCAGCCAAGGAAGGCCGCGUAAUCACUGGGGUAUGCAGUCUGUGGCCGUGGCGGGCGACGACGAAGGCAACGUCAUCGUCGGCAACAACGACGGGUUAGUAGGUAUAGCACGAGGAUGAGGAAGACGGUCAGGACCGUCGACUCGGCGGUGCAGGGGAAGAACAGGGUGUUCGUGUCAAUGCAUGUGUUCAAGGGGAGCCUUUUGCAACACCCGUGCUUCGUCGCGCCGACUUCCGCCGACUUCCCGUUGAUCCACUCCUGGAGCUAAGUAAUCGCUGGGUGUUGAGUCCAGUGGUAUCGUGGAUGUGGAGAACAUUCUAAAAGUUAAUUGAUAUGGUUUUCACUUCCUAAGCAUUUAGCAACUUUUGUUUGCUUUAAAAAGAUGUGGCAAUUUGCAUUGGAUGUACAAUUUAUCUGAAAAAUCACGCGAGGCUUUUU